CGACUACUCCACCAUAGACCAACUCGCGUCUUCCUCCCUUCAGUCACAACAACACAAUUACAAGCAUUUACAAUGGCUGCUAAAACUAUCCCCACCCUCCACUACCUUGACAUCGGUAGAAUGGGCCGCGGUGAAGUCGUGCGCCUGUUCAUGAGAGACGCGGGGAUUGAAUUCAACGAUGUCCGACAUCCUUAUGAUGACACAUGGCCCGCUGCGAGCGAGAAACUCAAGCAAGAGGGCAUUACCCGAACUGGCAAGGUGCCUGCGCUCUUGAUCAAUGGUGUUAUCAUCAACCAACAUAUUCCCAUUUUGCGAUACCUCGCUCGAGAUAUCGGCCGCUAUGAAGGCGAAACAAAUUAUGAGAAAUUUCAAGUUGAUGCCGUUUCAGAUGUUUAUAAUGACUGGAGGACUCAAUGGGUGGCGAGCCUAAAAGGUGUUACAGAUGACUACAGGAACAAGUUUGUACCACAAUAUUACAAUGUCGUGGCAGAGUACUACUCCGCAAACAACGGUCCCUAUCUCCUUGGGGACAAAAUAACCUACGCCGACUUCGCCGUUUACCAGUCAAUUGAUAAUGAUGAGCGAAUCGGAGCUUUGCCAUCGAAGCUACCUGAAGCUGUUCAAAAGUUCCGUGAGGCCUUUGAGGCACGACCAAACAUUUCGGCUUAUAUUGAUGAGAACCGCCCAAAGAAGGCAUAAAAUGAUUCUUGUUUGCUUGUGACGACAAUAUCGGCCAAAAGUUGAUUUGCACGGAAUAUUUUCUUGAGAUGUGAAAAUAGCAACAUUUGGACAAGGCUACUAUGAAAUAUCCUCCCUUUCAAUAUAAUUAGUAAAAUGAUGAACUACAUGGUCCAC
Trichoderma virens Gv29-8 is the source of this 855-nucleotide messenger RNA. RefSeq lists its product as uncharacterized. Gene Ontology annotation, molecular function: glutathione transferase activity. The record is from RefSeq and is a predicted model, not a curated record. Lineage: Eukaryota; Fungi; Ascomycota; Sordariomycetes; Hypocreales; Hypocreaceae. Gene Ontology annotation, biological process: glutathione metabolic process. Bases 73 to 699 code for a protein of 208 amino acids. The transcript is spliced from 5 exons.